CCGCCUCAAUGCUCCUCCAAAGUCCAAAGUCCAAACCCUGCAAAAACCCUACCGGUAAAACCUCGGCGACUCCUCUCUCUCUUUUUCCCACUCCUAAACUCUCCACUGCAACUGCCUUCCUUCCCAUUCAAGCCAGAACCUUCUCCACCGCUCAAAAAAGCCAUCAAAUUUAUUUCCACGGCCUGAAAUUCCCCUCUCCCAAGCUUCUCCAGCAUAUGGUUCGUCUUCCAGUCUAGCAGCGUAAGAGGAAGCCCCCGCCCCCGCCCCCCAAAAAUGGUGAAAGCGUCUGCAAUUGGGCUGGUCUCAGCCCUUGCGGCCGCAGCUUCAAUCUCCCAAUCGAACCACUCUACGUUUGCUUACGCCGAUGGCCCUGCUUUCAACUUUAACCCGUUCUCCACUACUCCCCAGAAUGCUGCUAACCCACCUCAGAACUCCCCGCAGUCGCACGAAUCGCCGCCGGUGGACCCGGCGCUGGCUGCUCUCGCCACUGAUUCCGUCCCCAAGGGUUCGAGAAAUGACAACCCGAGAACUUCCUCCGCUGGGUUUGACCCGGAGGCGCUCGAGAGGGGCGCCAAGGCCAUCAGAGAGAUUACCUCUUCCUCUCACGCUAAAAAGGUGUUUGAGGUAUUGAAGACGCAGGAGGAAACUAGGCAGAAAGUGAUGGCUGCUAAAGCUGCAGAGUUCAAGGCUGCUCAAGCUCAAGCUGAAACUGAGAGGCAAAGGGUGAUGUAUGAUGAGCAGAAGAAGUUGGCUUCACAUCAAGCCCAAGUUAAGUCACAGAUGGCUCGGUAUGAGGAUGAACUGGCAAGGAAGAGAAUGCAGGCUGAUAAUGAACACCAAAGAGCGAGGAACCAAGAGUUGGUCAAGCUUCAAGAGGAGUCAUCGAUCAGGCAGGAGCAAGCUCGACGAGCCACAGAAGAACAGAUUCAGGCUCAACGAAGGCAAACCGAGAGGGAGAAGGCCGAGAUAGAGCGAGAGACAAUCAGAGUGAGAGCUAUGGCAGAGGCAGAAGGGCGAGCCCACGAGGCAAAGUUGGCUGAAGAUGUCAACAGAAGAAUACUGGUUGAUCGUGCGAAUGCUGAACGAGAGAAGUGGGUUGCGGCAAUUAAUACUACAUUCGACCAUAUUGGCGGUAUAGGAACUUUAUCAAUUAUGUAUGCUAGUGAUCCAAUUCAAAGAACUAUAAUGAGCUCAUGUUUAGAUGUGUAGCACGCUCAUGUUUAGAUGUGUAGCACUUAUGAACUGUGAUGACUUUUGUAGGGGGUUUGAAAGCGGUUUUGACUGAUCAGAAUAAGCUGGUUGUUGUGGUUGGAGGAGUGACCGCUCUUGCAGCAGGAAUCUACACAACAAGGGAAGGUGCAAAAGUGAUGUGGAGCUACGUAGAUAGGAUACUAGGACAACCUUCCUUAAUCAGAGAGUCCUCCAGAGGGAAGUACCCUUGGUCUGGAAUUUUCAAACGCGGCAUGAGCACUUUGACCUCCAAAGGAGCUCCUACUACUAAUGGAAACGGCUUCGGAGAUGUCAUCUUACAUCCUUCUCUCCAGAAGAGAAUUCAACAGUUGGCUAGUGCAACUGCUAAUACGAAAUCUCAUCAAGCACCAUUCAGGAACAUGCUCUUUUAUGGCCCUCCUGGGACUGGGAAAACCAUGGCCGCCAGAGAACUCGCUCGUAAAUCAGGAUUAGAUUAUGCAUUGAUGACUGGUGGUGAUGUUGCUCCAUUAGGCUCUCAGGCUGUUACCAAGAUCCAUCAAUUGUUUGAUUGGGCUAAGAAGUCUAAAAGAGGCUUGUUGCUGUUCAUAGAUGAAGCAGAUGCGUUCCUAUGCGAGCGGAACAAGAUUUACAUGAGUGAGGCACAACGAAGUGCGCUGAACGCACUCCUCUUCCGAACUGGAGACCAGUCCAAGGACAUAGUCCUAGCCCUAGCCACAAACAGGCCUGGAGACCUUGACUCAGCUGUGGCAGACCGUGUGGACGAGGUCCUUGAGUUCCCCUUACCGGGUGAAGACGAACGGUUCAAGCUCCUGAAGCUCUACCUUGAUAAGUACAUCGCUCAGGCAGGAUCGAGACAAUCCAAGGGCAACUGGCUGAAGAGGUUGUUCAGGAGACAACAGCAGCAGAGAAUCGAGAUCAAAGGGUUGACCGACGAUAUCCUUAGAGAAGCAGCAGCGAAGACUGAUGGAUUCUCUGGACGAGAGAUUGCAAAGCUUAUGGCUGGGGUUCAAGCUGCAGUGUACGGAAGCCAUGAUUGUGUGCUGGACCCAAAUCUGUUCAGGGAGGUGGUGGAUUACAAAGUUGCAGAGCACCAGCAGAGGAGUAAGCUAGGUCUGAAAUCGGAUGGGAAGAGCAACUGAUUGAGUAGUGAGAGAGGUUCUGGUGUUUGUGGCGGAUGGUAUCACAUUGCUGCUCUUAUGCUAACCAGAGAAGCCAAUGGCUUGGUCGUUCUUGCUUCGUAUUAUGGUCAUCAUAUUUUUCCGUGUGAUUGAAUUUGUCUGAAAAUUUUGUUAGUGGGAUCCAUAGAUAAUAAUUCUUUCCUGAAGUUCUGAUUCUCGUCACUUUCCUCGAACUGAAGAAUCGUGGAUGUGAAGAAAGGCACCAUCAACAUUCAAGAGUGCCUCUACUUACAAGACGAUUAAUAACCAGGAGCCAUAGCCAUAGUCUAUACACUUG
This is a messenger RNA of Linum tenue, 2667 nucleotides long. Lineage: Eukaryota; Viridiplantae; Streptophyta; Magnoliopsida; Malpighiales; Linaceae. The record is from the annotation of a GenBank genome assembly.